Molecule: messenger RNA, 234 nt
Organism: Haemonchus placei
Lineage: Eukaryota; Metazoa; Nematoda; Chromadorea; Rhabditida; Trichostrongylidae
Source: the annotation of a GenBank genome assembly
AUGAGUGGAAACUUAGUUAUUUGUGAGAUUCCCGAGGAACUCAAAAAGGAACUCCGGUCAUUCCGAUUCUCGAAAAGUACCGCGUUGAAUGUGCUUAUUCUCAAAGUCAAUCGAGAAUCUCAACAAAUGAUCCUGGAAGAAACGAUGGAGGUAAAUCGUUGUAUUACGUUUGGAUGGUUGCGCAUGAAAGAUAGGGAGAGAUGGGAGAAUAGGUCACGGGAGAGUUGCCCUUAA